Messenger RNA from Drechmeria coniospora, 678 nucleotides. RefSeq lists its product as uncharacterized. The coding region runs from base 1 to 678 and encodes 225 amino acids. NCBI's taxonomy places the organism in Eukaryota, Fungi, Ascomycota, Sordariomycetes, Hypocreales, Ophiocordycipitaceae. The transcript has 2 exons. The record is from RefSeq and is a predicted model, not a curated record.
AUGGCCCCGCAGUGUGUAGCCGAUCCAGGUGCCUCUCCCAGCAAGAACUCGCACAUAUCACGCAAAUCCAACGCCUCGCAGACGGCUCAGCUCAAGGGCCUCAUUCCGAAUACCGUCGAUACAGCCACAGCCUCAGCAUUGCUCAGCGAGCUCUCUCGACCCUACGCCGACGCUGGAGAAUCAGGCUACAUCUAUGUGUUCUGGCUCACUCCCGCAUCUAGGCAAACGACUCCUCCCGUCGACGCCGCUCGCUCGCUCCUAACACCGCCAUCGCCCUCGCGCGGCUGCGCCCGCAGUGGGCAGCCCAGCGACGUGGAGUCCCAAUUCGCAGACCCGAGCGGCAGCCGCACUCCCACCAUUCUCCUCAAGAUUGGACGCGCAGCCAACCACCAGUGCGGCUACGACAUCGAGCUGCUGCGCUACUACGCCUAUCUGCCGGGCGCAAGCAACGCCUCCGCAACGGGGCAGGUUCCGCGCAUGACGCCUCACUGCCGCCGCGUCGAGCGCCUGAUACAUCUGGAGCUGGCGGGCAUGGGCCACCGCGCCAAUCUGGGCACCUGUGAGACGUGUGCACGGGACCAUCGUGAGUGGUUCGAGGUGGAGACGACGAGGAAUGGUAUCCGCAGAGUCUACGACGUGAUUCGGAGAUGGGUAGAGUGGGAUGAGGCGACGGCUUGA